CCAAACCGCCCUUGGGCGGUUUGGUUCAGGUUCAAAGAUUUCUUGAAUCGGAACCGGCGGUUCAUGAACCGUGGCCAUGUCUAGGUACGUGGGGUGGUUUGUUCGUGGAUGCUUCUGGAAUGUUUGAAGCUUGGCUUCGUCCCAAUUUCGCAUUCGACUCUCUUGCCCGGCAGUACGCUACUCGAUCCUUCUGGAAUCUCCUUCGCCUUCUUGUUUCCUUCCUUCUGCAUUGUCCAAUCGGAGUCCUUUGCUUACCCACGACGGAUGGGUAGUCUGCUCAACUCACUGCCCAUUGCUUCCCAGCAUAAAGCGGCCCUCACGCCUACAUUCUUGGUUUUUGAUUAUCCCGAGAGCGAGAGAGAGAGAGAGAGAUUCAUCAAUGGAGCGGGGCAAUUACAGACGUGGAAGGGGCCGUGACGGCGGCGGAGGAAGGCGCGGAGGGAGAGGACGAUGCGGCGGCGGCCGAAAUCAACAGCACCAACACCGGUACUAUCAGCAGCAGAGCCAGUACCAUCAGCACAAUCAAGGCGGCGGCCGCGGCGGCCGAGAUCAACAGCAGCAGCACCAGUUCUAUCAGCAGCAGAGCUGGUACCAUCAGCACAAUCAAGGCGGCGGCGGCGGCCGCGGAGGCCGAGAUCAACAGCAGCACCAGCACUACCAACAGCAGGGACAGUACAAUCAGUACAAUCAAGGUGAAGGGGGCCGAGGAACUGGAGGCCGAGGAGGAGUGGGUAGAGGUCUCAGUUACGCUGCUGCUGCUUCGGCUGUGCAACCGCCUCAGCCGCCUGCUCAGCAGUGGGGCCCCCCUAGGCCCUACGGAUCAGCCGGUGAGAGCUCAGCCCGAGGCGCUGGGGGACGAGGGGCUUGGGGGCCCGGUCCCAGGGCAUGGCGUCCUGCUACUCCCUCUGCCCCGGCUCAGCCAGAUAGAGCUCCCGAACCUCCUUCUACUGAUUUCCAGUCACUGAAGAUAUCAGAACAUCCAUCUGCAUCAUCCCUCCCUCGAACUCCUGGGAAUGAUCUGCAACCUGUGAAAAGACCUGAUGGAGGCGGCAGGCAUUCCAUUAAGUCACUGAAGCUUCUUGCUAAUCAUUUCCGAGUGAAUUUCAAUCCAAAUACUAUCAUUAUGCAUUAUGAUGUAGAUGUUAAGCAGGAGGUUCCACCCGAUGGUCAUUCUGCAAAAAUUCAGAAAUCCGACCUAAGAAUGAUCAAGGACAAGCUGUUCUCUGAUGAUCCUUCUCGAUUUCCUCUGUCGAUGACUGCUUAUGAUGGUGAGAAGAACAUAUUUAGUGCAGUUCCACUUCCCGAAGGAAAGUUCAAGGUGGACUUCCCUGAUGCAGAAGAUAAGAAGACCAAGUCUUACAUUGUUACUAUAAAGGCUGUAAAACGUCUGCAGUUUUGCAAGCUUCGUGAUUACUCGAGUACAGACAGCCAUGGCCAGUCUGUUCCACGUGACAUACUACAAGGAAUGGAUUUGGUAAUGAAGGAAAACCCAUCUAGGCAUAGAAUUUCAGUUGGUCGCAAUUUUUACCCAAAAGCGUUCAAUAACGAGGAUGAUCUUGGUGGUGGAAUUACAGCAUCUAAAGGCUUCCAACAAGGUCUGAAACCCACUUCCCAGGGUCUUGCGCUGUGUCUGGACUACUCAGUUUUAUCUUUCCACAAGCGGUUGCCUGUCAUUGAUUUCCUUAAGGAGCAUAUUCCUGGAUUUAAAGAGGCAAACAAUGUGAAAAGAUUGAGAAGUCAUGUGAGUGGUUCAUUGGAAGGAUUGAAAGUUACUGUAACUCAUCGCAAGACCAACCAAAAGUAUACUAUCAAAGGAUUAACUGAAAAGGACACAAGGAAUAUUUCAUUUGGUUUGGAGGAUCGUGACCAAGAGGGCAAGGUUCUGGUGAAAGACAUUAACCUUGUUACGUUUUUUAAGGAAAAGUAUGACAAGGAAAUCAUACACAAGGAUAUACCCUGCUUAGAUUUAGGGACAGCUGGUAAGAUAAACUAUGUACCAAUGGAAUUUUGUGUCUUGGUUGAGGGACAGAGGUAUGCAAAGGAGAAUUUGAGCAAAGAAGGAAGACAGUAUUUCAAGCGCAUGUCUCUGCCUCUACCGAAGGAAAGAAUGAACACUAUCUGUGAAAUGGUGCGGGCUGACGAUGGACCUUGUGGAGGUGGUAUUGCUCAAAAUUUUGAACUUCGGGUUAUCCAGAGCAUGACCGAAGUGGAAGGCCGCGUCAUUAAUCCACCUCGGUUGAAGGUUGGUGCUCACGACGGCAUAGUGAGUGUUGACAGGGAGAAGUGUCAGUGGAACCUUGUGGAGAAAUCGGUUGUGGAUGGCAAACCAGUUGAACGCUGGGCAUUGAUAGAUUUUAGCUCCAGAUUAAAUAUUGAUCAUUUUGUUAAGAAGCUAAGGAGUCGGUGCCAAAAGCUUGGGAUUCGGAUGGAGAAACCACUGGUUUGUCCUCAAACUAAUAUGAGGCCAUUCUCUGACAUUAAAAUGCUUUAUAACACCGUUGUCGACGUUGUUAGGAGGAGCCAAGGUCAACUGCAAAUCAUUGUGUGUGUGAUGGCUGGACAACAUCCUGGCUACGGGUUUCUCAAAUGGCUCUCUGAAACCCAGAUUGGCGUAGUAACUCAAUGUUGUUUGUCCAAACAUGCUAGCCAAGCAUGUGAUCGGUUCCUUGCAAACCUUGCUCUCAAGAUCAAUGCCAAGCUUGGAGGCAGCAAUGCAGAGCUCGUAGAUCCGCUCCCCCGUUUCGAGGGUGAAGGCCAGGUCAUGUUUGCGGGGGCUGAUGUGAAUCACCCUCCUGCAGGGAAUAAAACAUGUCCUUCCAUGGCAGCAGUUGUUGCUACUGUUAAUUGGCCUGCUGCAAAUCGCUAUGCUGCCAGAAUUUGCCCUCAGUACCAUCGGAAAGAACGUAUUCUGAACUUUGGGAGCAUGUGUCUUGAACUUAUCCAGACUUAUGCUAGGAUUAACAAAGUCAAGCCGGAGAGGAUAGUGAUAUUCCGUGAUGGGGUAAGUGAGGGGCAGUUUGAUAUGGUUCUCAACGAGGAGUUACGUGAUCUAAAGAAGGCCAUUUAUGCGGAAGAUUAUCAUCCAACAAUAACUGUUAUCGUAGCCCGGAAGAGACAUCAGACUCGUUUAUUUCCGGAGACUCCUAGGGAUGGGGGACCCACCGGCAAUGUGCCGCCUGGGACAGUUGUGGACAGAACAAUCACUCAUCCAUUUGAGUUUGAUUUCUACCUUUGCAGCCACUAUGGGAGUCUGGGAACAAGCAAGCCUACCCACUACUAUGUUCUCUGGGAUGAGCACAACUUCACUUCUGACCAGUUGCAGAAGCUCAUCUUCGACAUGUGCUUCACCUUCGCUCGGUGCACAAAACCAGUUUCUCUUGUUCCUCCGGUGUACUAUGCCGACCUUGUUGCAUAUAGAGGGCGGAUGUACCAAGAGGUGGUGACGAGGUUUAAUCCAGGCUCUGCAGCAGCAUCUUCAUCUUCAUCUUCUGCGGCAUCCUCGUCUGGUCCAUCAUUUGAUGAAGGGUUCUACAAGCUGCAUCCCGAGCUUGAGAACAUAAUGUAUUUUGUCUGAAUGCAGAAGACAACCGGCCGACCUCCUUUGCCAUAUAGGCUUUGAUGGAAGCUGAUUUUGCAAACUGCGCUUGUGCUCAGGGAGGGAAGAUCAAACCUCCAUUUCUCCAGAGGUAAAAGGAGUUUGUGCGUGAAUCUAAUCAGUCGUUUCAUGCUUUUGUGUUGCCUUUCCACCCGAGAGGUUAUGAAUAAACUAUAAUGCCAAUGUAGAAUUGGCACGGUGUGUGUGUUCGUGGGUUUGUUGUUGGAUUUCAAGUUGAUGUGGUUUGUGGUCUUGUUCCUCUGUAGUGUGUAGACUAAGUUUGUUGCAUAUACAUUGUAAUGAUAGUUUGGUUGUGUUUUGUGUUACUUCACCAGAGUCUCUGGGGCCUUUUUUUAUUGGUCCUCCUACUGCAUA
Molecule: messenger RNA, 3970 nt
Organism: Diospyros lotus (date-plum)
Lineage: Eukaryota; Viridiplantae; Streptophyta; Magnoliopsida; Ericales; Ebenaceae
Product: protein argonaute 2-like
Exons: 3
Coding region: 380-3574 (1064 amino acids)
Biological process (GO): regulatory ncRNA-mediated post-transcriptional gene silencing
Cellular component (GO): cytoplasm
Molecular function (GO): RNA binding; protein binding
Source: RefSeq, a predicted model, not a curated record